GGACCAAUCACAUUCCUCCGGCGGGAGCGUGGACGUUUCCCUGAACAUGUGCGUGCGUGAUAUUCGGCUUAACCUUCAUUCAUUCACUACUAGAAGCGGCUGAAAAUCAAAGGAGUUCAACAUGGAAGCAGCAAUGGCCAUCACGACCAAAUUCUGCCAGAAGGAGCUGGAGGAGUACGGCGGAUGCGUGGUAUCCAAUCCCACAUCCUGGCAGGAGAAAUGUCAGGAGCUGAAGCUGAGGGUCGCGCACUGCACAUCCUCACACCCGGUGAUCAGGAAGAUCCGCUCAGACUGUGGGAGUGAGUUCUCUGUGUUCGAGCGCUGUCUGCAGGAGAACCAGAGCUCAGCAGAAGCCUGUCAGUCUCACCUCUCACGGUUCCUGACCUGCGUCGAGACCGUCGACCUCUCUGGAGUUGCACACGCUACGCCUCAGCCCUCAUAGACGGGUUCUGUCUGAUGAGGAACACAGGUGAUUUACGCUCAGUACUGGGAAGAAAUGGGUUAUGGAAAAGUCUGAAGAAGUGCCACACACACACACACACACACACACACACACACACACACACACACACACACACACACACACACACACAAAACAAGAACUUAAUAUUUUGCUAACCUUUAGUUUUUCUUAAACUGUAUAAUGUGUUUUUGUUUUCUUCUUUUUUUGUUUGUUGGACGUUUUCACACUAUUUAUGAGAUGAAUCAUUUUUAAAAUGUUUCCAUGAUAUUAAAAACACAGUUGCAAUAAAAAAAUAAUAUAUUUUUAAAA
Molecule: messenger RNA, 772 nt
Organism: Danio rerio (zebrafish)
Lineage: Eukaryota; Metazoa; Chordata; Actinopteri; Cypriniformes; Danionidae
Source: RefSeq, a predicted model, not a curated record